This is a messenger RNA of Crotalus tigris (Tiger rattlesnake), 1494 nucleotides long. Its product is annotated as vomeronasal type-2 receptor 26-like. Gene Ontology annotation, biological process: G protein-coupled receptor signaling pathway. Gene Ontology annotation, molecular function: G protein-coupled receptor activity. NCBI's taxonomy places the organism in Eukaryota, Metazoa, Chordata, Lepidosauria, Squamata, Viperidae. Bases 1 to 1494 code for a protein of 497 amino acids. The record is from RefSeq and is a predicted model, not a curated record. The transcript has 6 exons. Gene Ontology annotation, cellular component: membrane.
AUGACGCCGACUGACAGUGAUGAGGAGGAUUUUGAGAAGUUCUACGAAGAUAGAAGCAGUGUACUGAAAACUCUAAAAGCGGUGGAGGAGUUUGCCUUGUCCUCCAAAGAGCUAACUGUGGGGUUUGGUGAGACUCAGCUGGCCUUUGUGUCAAAGCCCAAACGCAGACCCCUACUCAAAAAAUACCAUCAAUUCCUGGCCUUGAUGUUUGCCGUCAUGGAGGUGAACAAGGAUCUGCUUCUUCUCCCCAACAUCACCCUUGGCUUCCGCAUCUAUGAAAAUCAGAAGAUGGAGAGGAAGAUUUUCUUAUACAGCCUCUCCUUGCUCUCCACACGAGGUCAAAUGGUUCCGGGUUACAAAUGUGGCAGGAAGGACCCUCUGCUUUCUGUCAUUGGAGGUCACAACUCCGAAUCCUCAAGGCAGAUGGCCUCCAUCUUCAGCAUCUAUAAGGUCCCACAGAAGGUGCCCUUUGCCAGAUGUGGCAUGAAGAGGUGCCAGGCAGGAGAGAGGAAAAGUGUUCCAGAGGGUGAGGAGGUUUGCUGCUACCAAUGUGCUCCUUGCCCAGAAGGGACUAUUUCUAAUCAGACAGAUUCUGCAAACUGUGACCCCUGCCCAGAAAACCGAUAUUCCAACAUGGACAAGGACCACUGCAUUGCCAAGAAGAUCCACUUCCUGACCUAUCAGGAAACCUUGGGAUACACUUUAAUAACUCUAGCAUUUUCUUUCUCUGUGAUCACAUCUGCAGUGCUGGUGAUAUUCCAUAAACAUCGUGACACACCAAUUGUCAAGGCCAACAACCGAGAUCUCACCUAUCUCCUCCUGGUCUCCCUCCUGCUCUGCUUCCUCUGCUCCUUCCUCUUCAUUGGUCAACCUGGGAAGCUCACCUGUCUCUUACGACAAACUGCCUUUGCCAUUCUCUUUUCCAUUGCAGUUUCCUCUGUCUUGGCAAAAACUGUCAUGGUGGUUCUGGCCUUCAUGGCCACUAAGCCAGGGAACAAGGCAAGGAAACUCUUGGGAAAACCACUGACCAACUCCAUUGUCUUAGUCUGUCCCCUGGUCCAAACAGUUCUUUGUAUUAUCUGGCUGGUAACCUCUCCCCCAUUUCCCAACAUGGACUUCCAUUCCUUAGUAGCAGAGACCAUCUUGGAAUGUAAUGAAGGCUCAACUUUAAUAUUUUAUGCUGUCCUCGCCUACUUGGGUUUUUUGGCCCUUGUGAGUUUCACAGUGGCCUUUCUGGCUAGGAAAUUGCCCGACAGCUUUAACGAAGCCAAGUUCAUUACUUUUAGCAUGCUGGUCUUUUGCAGCGUUUGGAUCAGCUUCCUCCCCACCUACCUGAGCACCAAAGGGAAGUUCAUGGUGGCCGUGGAGAUCUUCUCCAUAUUGGCCUCUGGGGCUGGUCUUUUGGCUUGUAUCUUUUUCCCCAAAUGCUACAUUAUCCUACUAAGGCCACAUCUGAAUUGUAGAGAGAAUAUAAUGAGGCACAAAAAUGUCUGA